UUGUGUAAGAGGAGUCCAGUCUGGUGUUGUUGAAGUGAAAAACCUGUCUUGCUUUUUGCAGGGUUUGUGUAGGAGGAAAUAACGCUACUUCUCGAUGUGAAAAUGAAAUGGCCUCCAUUGUAGAACCUUUCAGACAACAUGAUUUGGUUACCAAGAGGUUACCUACAACUGCCAACAAUUCUAGUCAGGAUUUGCCAGAUCUUAGUCAAAGUUAUUCAAGUGAUGUAGAACUGUUCGAGGUGGAAGAAAUGAAGAAGAACAAUCCAGAUGUGACAACAAGAAAUGCAAAUAAAAAAAAAGAGGAGACCUACUAAGAAAGUCCAGAAGCCUAAAGUAAAGACUGACCAAGUGCAAAACAAUGCAGUUACAAAGAAACGAGUACGAAGCAGUGCCCGCAUAGCAGCUGGUACAAGAAAGGAAAUACAAACUGUCAACCCGAAGGCAAGAACAAGUAAAGGAAUGCAGAACUGUGUUGAUACAGAGGUGCAUGUUACAGGACAGACUAACAGAGCACCUGUACCUUCGAUAAACAGAUCAAAGUAUUUCAUGGAAAUACUGAAAAGACUUCAAAGUUGUAAAGACUUUGAAGAGCUAGCUGCUGUGUCUGUUCAGUGCAAGCAAGAUGUUGCUCAUAAUGAAAUCAAAGGGAAACCCACAGAUUUAUACAUCAUGCAAGGCUACAAAGUAGACGAAACCUCAAUGGAUUUAGCUCCUAGUGAUGUGAUGGGUGCUAUCAAGUUUCCUGUAACAGUUAAAGGUGAUGGAAAUUGUCUUCCUCGAUGUGGAAGCUUAGUUGCCUUUGGAAAUGAAGAACACCCUGAAAUACGAGCCAGAAUAGUGAUGGAACUGGCCCUCACUGAGACGACCUACCUGGAUAAUAACUACCUUAGGCAAGGAACAAAUUUGAAAGAGCAUCUCCCAGAAUUAUAUGCCAUGUACAGUGAUCUGUACCUACCAGGUGUUCAUCUGACAGACAACAUUGUAAGGGAAAUUUACAAGUUGGAAGUGUUCAAGUGUGUGAAUCUUGGCCGCUAUAUGGGAAUAUGGCAAAUACAUGCAUUAGCUAAUGUUUUAGAAUGUCCUAUAUUGUCAUGCUAUCCAGACCAAGCUUGCGAAACACUCUUCAUAGGAUUGUAUUGCCGUCAAUUUAUGAGAAACCUAUAACCCCAGCACAUGUUUUCUGGACUACAACUCGGACUGACAUGACAAGGGUUAACUGGACCCCAAAUCACUUUGUUCUAUUGUUGGAAAUUGACAGAUUGGACAUGAUAGCUGAUGCUCCCACACCCGAACCACCACAGGAUACAAAUGUAGUUCCUCCGCCACCACAGCAGGCAAAUACAGUUCCACCGCCACCACAAGAGGCAACUGCAGUUCCUACGCCACCACCGGUGAUGAGGACAACUCUCGAGUCAUCACAGGAGACGUUGGCAUCAUCAAUGAUGGAUGAAACCUCUUUUCAGGCAUUGGAGGAGAUGGACGUAACCCCUGAGCCACAACAACAGAAAGAGAGACUUGU
Mizuhopecten yessoensis (Yesso scallop) is the source of this 1519-nucleotide messenger RNA. RefSeq names its product vertnin-like. The record is from RefSeq and is a predicted model, not a curated record. NCBI's taxonomy places the organism in Eukaryota, Metazoa, Mollusca, Bivalvia, Pectinida, Pectinidae. The transcript has 2 exons. Bases 283 to 1164 code for a protein of 293 amino acids.